Messenger RNA from Brassica oleracea var. oleracea, 755 nucleotides. RefSeq names its product protein LOW PSII ACCUMULATION 2, chloroplastic. The record is from RefSeq and is a predicted model, not a curated record. Gene Ontology annotation, cellular component: chloroplast. The transcript has 3 exons. Bases 53 to 586 code for a protein of 177 amino acids. Lineage: Eukaryota; Viridiplantae; Streptophyta; Magnoliopsida; Brassicales; Brassicaceae.
UAUCCUCCUCCUCAACUAUCCGACCACAAAACAAAUCAACUGACAAAAGAAAAUGGCGCUACAAAUCCACACUUCGUGUUCCUUCUCCGCGAGACCCUAUCAUCUUCACCAUCUCGUCACGAGCAUAAACCCUAGAUUCUCAAUCAAAUGUCAGAAUUCACAAAUCGAAACCGAGACGACAGAGGAUCCGUCACAACCCAGGAAACCGAGCUCCUCCGGGGUUGGAUUCGGGUCGCCGGCUCCUUCAUCUUCUCCGGCUAAGAAAGGGAAAGGGAAGAAAGAGGUGAUCAGGCGCUCUCCCGUGGAGAAACCGGUGUUCAUCAGCGAAGAAGGUGCGGCCAAGGCGGAGGAGCUGAGACGGAACGAGAAUGCUUUUCUUCUUGCUUGGCUUGGCCUUGGUGGCGUUAUCCUCGUCCAAGGGCUUCUUCUUGCUGCUUCAGGCUUCCUUCCAGAAGAGUUGGAUAAGUUGUUUGUGAAGUAUGUGUAUCCGGUGUUUACUCCUUCGGUUGGAUUAUUUGUGGCUGGAACAACUGCAUAUGGAGUUCUUAAGUACUUACAAAAUGAGAAACUCAAGGAUCAAAAGUGAUUGGUGUUUAAUGGUUUAGGGUAAGUGUGUUUGCAAGUGGAGUGGAUAUACUCUAGUCAGAAGAGUUUGUGUAUUGAUCUGAUCUUUGUCCUUGUAUAUGCAUGCAAGAGAUGGUUAUGUAAAAAUAAAAAUAUGUUGGAAGAUAUAUUCAGGUUCUAUUAUCAUUUUA